AUCGCCAUGUUCCCAUUCGUGAUACCUCGCCUACCGUCACUACCACGAUCCGUUGUCGCCGGCCCUUCCUUUGCAAGGCGAUUCGGUGCUUUCUCACCAACCUGUGUCCGCCGUUACGCGCCGACGACGCAACCAGAGCAAGGCGCAGAACAAGGAGAUGCUUAUGAACGUCUUGCCAGUAGCUUGGAUUCUCAGUCUGCUGAUGUAGAAGCAGUCCUUACCAUGGAACGCACAAGACGGUUCUUCCCGGACAAAGCUUACGCACCCUGGAGCCAGAGCGUAGAUAAUCGCGAAUUCAGUGGUAGGCAAAGGAAGUCACGCCGAAUUCUCGGGCCAUCGAAGAAAGUCGCUAUGCAAGUCGACCCCUUCCAGCUCAACCAAAUCGACCCGCUAGACGAAUAUCGCAACAUUCAACUCCUCAACGAGUACGUGACGGAGACCGGGAGGAUCGUGCGCCGCGCUCAAUCCUUACUGACGUGGCGGAGUCAGCGAAGGAUGGGAAAGGCAAUCAGGCGGGCCAAGGCGAUGGGAUUAAUACCAGUCUGGAGCAAGGUGAAGAACGAGCGUAUGAUGGUAGGACCAUCCGUCACUCUCAAUAAGUAGCAUGUCUGGUAAAGUCUGUUUCUACAGCUUCUUUGUACGUCCUUGGUUGAGCUCUAAUUAUGCACCCUUUGUCG
This is a messenger RNA of Dacryopinax primogenitus, 677 nucleotides long. RefSeq lists its product as uncharacterized. Gene Ontology annotation, cellular component: ribosome; mitochondrial small ribosomal subunit. Gene Ontology annotation, biological process: mitochondrial translation. Bases 7 to 603 code for a protein of 198 amino acids. The transcript has 3 exons. NCBI's taxonomy places the organism in Eukaryota, Fungi, Basidiomycota, Dacrymycetes, Dacrymycetales, Dacrymycetaceae. Gene Ontology annotation, molecular function: small ribosomal subunit rRNA binding; structural constituent of ribosome. The record is from RefSeq and is a predicted model, not a curated record.